CUUUGGACGAAGUCGUGUGGUAAUUCGGAAAGGUCACCAUGCCCAACGGUUCUACUUUGUAUUCAGUGGUUCAGUAUGUGUGACAGUUGAUGAUGACGAACACAGCGCACUUGUUAAACCAUCUAUCUUGCUAAGAAGGGGGGAUCACUUUGGGGAACUCGCUUUUAUUCGUGGACUGAAAAGGGCGGCCACAGUAGUUUGUCUAGAAAGAACUGAGUUACUGUCCGUUGAAAGAGACGAUUUCUUUUCCGCUAAGAUUGACGUGUCCUUCAACGAAGACAUGCAACGACGAGUGGAAUUGCUAAAGGAGCAUCACGUGUUUAGCACGUGGCCUUCAGAUGUGGUGAAACAGGUUGCAGAGGAGAGCAUACUACAGGACUAUAAUAGCGAUGAAGUGAUUAUUCGUGAUUCGUCCAAGAUGCAGCGGAUAGUAUUCGUCACCAAGGGUCAGUGCAACGUAUUGAGGCUGUUAGACCUCAGUAACUGUAAGGAAUACAUCGACCACGCCUUGAAAUAUAGGGUGGAGAAAAUAAAAGAAGAUGGGUCUACAAUUUACAACCCUGAUGUGGAGGACAUCUCUUUAAGCUCAGUAGUUUUACGGCGAUUUCCUCCAAGAGUUAAAAGUCCCGAAGAAAACUCCUCCGCUGCGAGCUCCGAAAAUAAAAUAAGAAAGAAAGUGAAAUCGGCUCCUCCCUAUACAAACUCAGGUUUGCAUCAACCAAUAAUGACAGUGUCACAGCCGGUAAAAGGAAUCUUACACUCGGAAAGCGCAAGAGGAAAGUCGCUACGGAGUAGAGUGAGUUUCCAGGAUGAAAACAGAGAACUACCCGGUGUAGAAAAAGAACUUUUGCAACCUUCCGAAUCUCCACCAAGAUCUCCCAAACCCUCGGGAAUGCUACACCAAAUGAAUGGGCCGGAGGAGGGAUUCCGUGAGAAACACGCAGAGGGCGAGAAUGUUGGUGUUGGAGUUUAUAUGAUGGUGGAUCGAUUGAGACCAGGUCAAUGUUUUGGUGCGUGGUCUUUGUUGGAGCAAGAAGAUCAAUUCUUGCCUAAGGCUGAGAAGGCUUCCCCCCCUUCACAACAAAAUGAACGAGACCUGCACAGCCAUAAGAAGAAAAGUUUUAAGAGGCAGACUAAGGAGAAUAAACCAAGGGACAGACGCUUUACUUUGGUCAGUGCCGGCUGUGAAGUAGUCAAAGUAGCUAAAGAAGUUUUCUUCAAAUAUUCAGACGCUGAAACUCUUGAUAAACUUAAACGAUUAACAACCAAUUAUCCCAAAGAUAGCUUCCUGUGUCAGACAUAUCUUCAGCAAAGCGACUGGAGGACAUACAGAGAGAAUGUUGUAGAUAAUGUUGUGGUUAGGCAUAUUGCACGCUUAGAGACAGCUAAAGGAUCUGCUCGCUCACAUAAGGUCAGGUCAUCCCAAGUUCCGUCACCGCUGGGCUCGGUAAAAAUGUGGCCAUCAGUAAAUUCCAGGUGGGAGUACUUUCCUGAGGAAGGAUGGGUGUCUGUCCAAGUCACCAAACCAAUUGUUGCAGCCGGGACUUCAAGACCGCACAGCUCUGAUUAUUCUGCAGUAAAUUCACGAAGUCGAUGUCAGAGCCCAUCAUCAAGAAAACAAUCAGCGCACGACACGCCCCGUGGUUCACCCGUACCUCUUCCUUCACCUACCUCAAAAUCGUCCGAAAAGCUCUUACCGCUGGUCAAAAAUGAUUUGGUGCUGGCUCAGGGGAGUCAGAGGACACUGGUGCUGACUCACGGUGGAAGCAGAAGCAAUAACUAUCAACUAAAGAUCGAGAGACGAAUAAUUGACAAACACGAAUCCAGGAUAAAUAAUCCACUUGUAAAUAAAGUGAAAUGACAUUGAAGAUCCAUCAAGGGGUCCUUUCAAGAAAUCCAUCAAAUCUUCUCCAGAACUACUGUAUAAUUAAAAUAUCUGAGAUUACUUAACGCAAAUCAAAUGCUGUAUUGAAUUGUGUUUUCCUCGUUGUCAACCCAAAAUCGUGAGAUAGAUGAUCAGGUUUAACAAAUGAGAAAUGAGAAAUCAGCCUUACGUACUACGCAUACGUAACACAGGAAAAUUCUUCAGAGAUAACAGUUUUUGUUGGAGAGAAUUAUCUGUAAGUUAUUUUUAUUUAUUAAAAUGUAACAUUUGUUGAAAUAAGUUUGUAUGAGAAGUUUCCGGCUUCAAAAGACUAGUAACGCAGCAGGGAACUAGGAGAAGUAAUACAAGCUAUUUGUUCCUUCUUAUUCAUUUAGUGAAUGACAUAUAUAAUAAAAAUU
Stylophora pistillata is the source of this 2283-nucleotide messenger RNA. RefSeq lists its product as uncharacterized. The record is from RefSeq and is a predicted model, not a curated record. Gene Ontology annotation, biological process: spermatogenesis. Lineage: Eukaryota; Metazoa; Cnidaria; Anthozoa; Scleractinia; Pocilloporidae. Gene Ontology annotation, molecular function: cAMP binding.